UCAGAUGGUGAACGAAGAUGGCGGUUGAUUUCUGUCUCAGAAAAACCGUCCCAGUUGGAGGGAAAGGCGAYCCUGUUUGUCCAAAUACUAUUCUUCUCCGUUCAGACAAACCUUUAACCUUUGGUAGAAUUGCAGUUUCAGGCGAAGUUAACGUUCGUCUGCAGUCAAAAAUCGCGCCAUUAAUGAUUUCUCGCAAACAUGCAACCGURUCUUGCUCCGAAGGCAAAUGGACUCUACUUGAUCACCAGAGUUUGAAUGGUGUAUUCGUGAAUGGUGCAAAACUUCAAAGCAACACUCCUCAGGAACUUCACAUAGGUGACAGGAUAGUAUUUGGAGUUGCACUUGAAUCUAGUGCUCCUGAAUUUGAAUAUAUAUUUGAUGUUAUGCCCUCUGUAAAGAAGAGAAGYGCUGAAAAGCCAAUUAUUUGUAGUAAGGAAGCAAAACAAAGAAAAGUKUUAUCUGAGAGUGGACCUAAUGUCUCAGGCAGCASUGAAAUGAAAUCAUUAGACAAAUCUUGUGAGARAAUUCCUGCAAAAUGUAAUUCUUCUAAGCAAGAGGUGGAUGCUAUUGCAUURAAGGAAAAAYUAGAAGCAGAAAAGGAUGCAAUGCAAGAACAACUCAAAACUCUUGAGGAAAAGGAAGUCAAGUUGAAUGAAGAACUUGAAAGUCAGAAAGCAUUGCUGGUGAUCGAGAAAGAAAAACUAGAAGAACAACAUAAACAAGAGAUGAAUCAAAAGCUUGAACUCAUGGAUAUGGAAUUACAGGAGAGACUACAAAAUGAAAAAUCAAAGCUUGAAAAAAUUAUUACAGACAAAGAAAGCGAGCAGUCAAGUUUACUCUUAGAACUAACRAAGUGCAAACGAGAAGUCAAUGAAUACAAAAAUGCUAUUGARAGAUUGAAAGUGGUGCAGGCAAAUGAGAAAAAGCURGAAACAAAUCUUGAGGAGCUKAAGUGUCUAGUUGAGCAAAAAGAAGARGAAUUAAAGCAACAACAGGAGUACACCAAGAAAGCACAAGAGGUUGCACAGACAGUUGUUGAACAAAUGGAAGAUGAAUUCUCWUGUAUUGUCUGYCAAGAAUUAAUCAUCCGUGCAACWACUCUAGCCUGUUCUCAUUCAUUUUGUGAGUACUGUCUGUAUUCCUGGCUAAAGAAGAGAAAUUCUUGUCCAGUCUGUCGYAAAUCMGUGGAAACUCAACCCAUUCACUCCAUAGUGCUUGACAAUGCAAUUGCUAAAAUGGUUGAAGCUAUGGAUGAUGACAGCAAGGAAAGAAGAAAGGUUUUGUUGCAGGAGAGAGCAGAGAAAAGCAGAGAUGUGAUUUUUCCUAUUGUCCAACUAACGCAUGCACAACGCCACAUAAUCGAGACAUACGAGCGCUCGUAUAACAACGACGUACGCUUCAAUGAAGGUCGCGACACAAGRCGAAUUCCUGUACGUGGCUACCAUGCUAGUAGGUAUGAGGAAACUCACAACGUUGGGCCGAGCUAUACUGAUAGGAAUUACAACUAUCAACAACAGAGGAACAGUGGUCAUGUGUACCACCAACAGAGGUCGGGUGGAUAUGGAUACCAUAACGUGGUGUGUUAUGCUUGUGGGAUACGUGGUCAUGUAGCCAGAGGUUGUCCAUACAGCUACCAAAGAUAGCUAACCAUCUAUACAUGAAGAUAGCCAUGGGAAUGUUUUGGCGUCCAUAAUAAUUUGUUUCCAUAAUGUAUAGAAUUUGCUGAAUAUAUAGCUAUUAAAUUGUGUGAAAUACAUUUGAUCUAUAAAAUAAUGGAAUGCAUUCAACUCCGCGUGCUUGACUACCACCAACGAAUAUCACCCAUGACCGGGGGUUGACGCGAGUAGCGAAAAGUGUUCAUACUAGAGGAUCCGACUGAAGUCAAGUACAAGAGGCGUUGACUGCAUGACAUAUCAAUUCAUAUUUUUUGAACAAAACUGUAUAUAAAUCAACCUUUUCACUUAUGGGAACUAGGUUAACUCGAAACUUAAUAAUUGGCUUUGGUACUUGCCUUUUUCUUGCUUGUUAUAAUAUAUUGUUAUUGUUACUAUUGCUAUUAAACUGAAAGCGAAUCAUUCA
Molecule: messenger RNA, 2079 nt
Organism: Exaiptasia diaphana
Lineage: Eukaryota; Metazoa; Cnidaria; Anthozoa; Actiniaria; Aiptasiidae
Product: E3 ubiquitin-protein ligase RNF8
Exons: 4
Coding region: 18-1643 (541 amino acids)
Biological process (GO): ubiquitin-dependent protein catabolic process; double-strand break repair; protein K48-linked ubiquitination
Cellular component (GO): site of double-strand break; cytosol; ubiquitin ligase complex
Molecular function (GO): ubiquitin protein ligase activity; zinc ion binding; histone binding
Source: RefSeq, a predicted model, not a curated record